This is a messenger RNA of Equus caballus (horse), 4470 nucleotides long. RefSeq names its product somatostatin receptor 1 (gene SSTR1). Gene Ontology annotation, molecular function: neuropeptide binding; somatostatin receptor activity. Gene Ontology annotation, biological process: cellular response to estradiol stimulus; neuropeptide signaling pathway. Lineage: Eukaryota; Metazoa; Chordata; Mammalia; Perissodactyla; Equidae. Gene Ontology annotation, cellular component: neuron projection; plasma membrane. The record is from RefSeq and is a predicted model, not a curated record.
AAAGCUAAAGCUUGAAAGAGGCCCAGCUCUGGUCUGCUUCGGGGAGGUCUUCCUGGGAACCCGCAUGUUCCAGAUAAAGACUUGAAGGGAUCUUGAAAAGGACCGGGGGAACUGAUGGAGUGAUCCUUCGUUGGACUGGAAAACCCAAGGGAGCCUAGACUAGGGACCCUGAGGAGUCGGGGAGGUCCUUAAAAAUCAUGGUAAUCGACCAUCCGUUCUUUUUUUUACACAGAAACCGUUCAAUUCCUAAAUGAAGUGAAGAAACUUUAGGAGUGUCUACAUCGAUUUCUGUGUCUUAAAGAUUUAGGGCACGUGAACUAGAGCUGGGUCACACGUGCAGGGGCCUCAGCAAAGGCUGAAAGCCUGGUAUUUCACGGAAGGACUCGAAGGUGGUCCUGCUGUUCCUGGAGACAGGUCUGGCCAGCUGUAAGGCCAGCCCUCCGUGGGUUUAGAGGAGUUGGCAUCUCGGCUCGCCCAGGCCUUCACACUCGCCUCCCCCCGGGACCCGCCAACUCUCCCGGGUACAAAGUACAGCAGGGACGCGGGCGGGGCCUUUCCAGGCGGCGCAGCCGUGUCCUCCUCCCGUGAACACCUAGAUGGAUUUCCAAUACCGCGCCGGGCACGGUGGGGAGGGCGCCCAGGCUCCUUCCGCGCUCCCAGCCGCGCGUCCGCCUUUCUGCAGUCGAUAUUCCUCCGGGAGACGCAGGGGGCUCUGGGCCCGACAAGCUUUAUUAAGAGAUUCGCAAUGGUUUACUCAGGCCCUUGAACGCUCCCGCCCGAGAAGAGCUGCCCGCGGCGUGGUAACGCAGAAGCCCCUCCUGCGCGGCUGUGGUCUUUCCUCCUAACGCUCGCGGCUUAGGGUCAGUUUGCGUGACUCCAAGAGUAGCUGCGUGGGCGCCCGUGCGGGGUCCGGCCCCAAGAAAGGAGUUGGACCCUGCAAAGAACGUCACCGCGCUACCAGACCGCCCGGGCACUUUGCACGCGCCAUCUACGCGUCGGUCUGGAGGUAGCGUGCCCUGGCUGCUGACGUGCUGGUGGUACCUAUUAAUCAUUCACCAGCCCAGGACCGCGCUAGUUAAUGGCUGUGCCGCGCGGGGCUCCAGCCUCCCAGCCUCCCCUCUCCACGCUCGCGUGUGCCCAGGCGCCCCGGAGCGGCAAGCGGCUGGGCGCAGGCAGCCUCUGGGCGAUGCGCCCCGCCGGUGUGGGUUGGAGCCGCGCUCCCUGCAGCCGCUGCGCGCUCCCCCGAAGCACCCGGCGGCAGUGAGGUGCGAGCCGGCAGCCGGGGUGCCAAGUGAGGGCGCAAGCAGCGGGGGCGCGAAGAGAGCACCCCAGCCUCAUCGGCCCCCAUCAGCCGAGAUGUUCCCCAAUGGCACCGCCUCCUCUCCCUCCUCUCCUAGCCCCAGCCCGGGCAGCUGCGGCGAAGGAGGCGGCAGCAGGGGCCCCGGGGCCGGAGCUGCGGACGGCAUGGAGGAACCGGGGCGGAAUGCGUCCCAGAACGGGACCUUGAGCGAGGGCCAGGGCAGCGCCAUCCUCAUCUCUUUCAUCUACUCCGUGGUGUGCCUGGUGGGGCUGUGUGGGAACUCCAUGGUCAUCUACGUGAUCCUGCGCUACGCCAAGAUGAAGACGGCCACCAACAUCUACAUCCUCAACCUGGCCAUCGCCGAUGAGCUGCUCAUGCUCAGCGUGCCCUUCCUGGUCACCUCCACGUUGCUUCGCCACUGGCCCUUCGGCGCGUUGCUCUGCCGCCUUGUGCUCAGCGUGGACGCAGUCAACAUGUUCACCAGCAUCUACUGUCUGACUGUGCUUAGCGUGGACCGCUACGUGGCCGUGGUGCACCCCAUCAAGGCAGCGCGCUACCGCCGGCCCACCGUGGCCAAGGUGGUGAAUCUGGGCGUGUGGGUGCUAUCGCUACUUGUCAUCCUGCCCAUUGUGGUCUUCUCGCGCACCGCGGCCAACAGUGAUGGCACGGUGGCCUGCAACAUGCUCAUGCCGGAGCCUGCCCAGCGCUGGCUGGUGGGCUUCGUGUUGUACACAUUUCUCAUGGGCUUCCUGCUGCCAGUCGGGGCCAUCUGCCUGUGCUACGUGCUCAUCAUCGCCAAAAUGCGCAUGGUGGCCCUCAAGGCCGGCUGGCAGCAGCGCAAGCGCUCGGAGCGCAAGAUCACCCUGAUGGUGAUGAUGGUGGUGAUGGUGUUUGUCAUCUGUUGGAUGCCUUUCUAUGUCGUACAGCUGGUCAACGUGUUCGCAGAGCAGGACGACGCCACGGUGAGCCAGCUGUCGGUGAUCCUCGGCUACGCCAACAGCUGCGCCAACCCCAUCCUCUACGGCUUCCUUUCGGACAACUUCAAGCGCUCUUUCCAGCGCAUCCUGUGUCUCAGCUGGAUGGACAACGCUGUGGAGGAGCCGGUCGACUACUAUGCCACGGCCCUCAAGAGCCGCGCCUACAGCGUGGAGGACUUCCAGCCGGAGAACCUGGAGUCUGGAGGCGUCUUCCGUAAUGGCACCUGCACAUCGCGGAUCACCACGCUCUGAGCCUGGGCCUUCCAGGGGCCCUGCGCCAAGGGAGGGGGAAGAUGAAGGGAAAGGGAGACCGGGUGCGAGAGGUGAAAGUAUCCGGUGCCUCAGGGUGCUGUGGGGCUGGGACACUGUGCGCUCUGGGUGGAGAGACCUGGGAAAGGCGCGCAACAAAGGUGGAACUGGGCACUUUGCUUAUACACUGGGAAGCCUUGAGGGCCCCUUUCUCUUCUGUCUCCUGCUUUCGCUCCUCCCUCUACUGCGCUUGCCCUUCUGCACCCCUCCGUGCUCCCCACUCUGUAACUUCGAUCUUUCCUUCCGCGGGUCCCGCCGGUGCAGAUCAGGAACUCAUCAACGUCGCCAACUCAGUCUGACCUUCAGCUUCUCCAGCAGUAAUUUCUGUUUAAGCUGAGCCACGGUUACCGCCACGGGUUUCCCUCGGGGUGAGUCCCCGGCUUCCCCUUAGCCUCGCCCUGCCCUGCCCCGCCCCUCGCCUUGUUCUGCCUGGUGCCCCUAGCGGAGUCUGGAGAACCAGCGCUCUCCCUCUGCUCAGCCCUACUUGAAGGGAAGUCGGACUUGAGAAAGAACGAGGCAGCUGGUCUUUUCUCCUCCUCGGUGAAGCGCCCUUGCCCGACCCUCUCCAGCACUCCCGCUCCACCCAGAGCCGAGCGAGUGGCUUAGAAAAAUCACUCCCGCGCUUCGAACGCCAGGCAUUCUGCAGCCCCCAUUCAAAUCUCCCUUUGGAGCUAAAGGAGCUGAGAACAAGCGACCGAGGGGUUUCUAGAAGAUUCUGGGGUUUGGGUGGGAAGGGGUUGCAAUGGAAGCCACCCUCCCAGGGGGUCACAACCGGCGCUUUUGGUUUCAAAGACCAAGCGCCGGGCGCUCCCGGGACAGCGGUCUGCGCGCGGCCGGGCGGGGCGGGGCGCGUUUUCCCGGCGGCAGCAGCGUGGCCGCGGACACCCCGGGCUUUCUCCCUCGCCGAGGCUUCCGGGGUGCAGAUCUGAGAGUGACGACAGACUCGGUUUCCUGCUCCGGUUUACCUAGAAGACGCGGCACUCGGGCAGGGACCUCGGGGGGCGCUUUCGGGUCCCCGGCCAAUCCCGACCGCGUCGCCGCCGCCCGCAGGCUGGAGAGCGCGGCCUGCCGGGCGCCUAAGGGGAGCUGCCUUUCCAGCGGUGCCUACUAAGUUAUUUUCUCGUUUAACAUAUUUAUUUAUUUAUUUGUGGUGUUUGGACACGCGUUUCUGCUUUUCUUUCCGCUACUCGGCUAGCCCAGGGCCUUUCUUCAGGACACUGGGGGUGGGGGUGGAGGUGGCGUGCGGGGAGGCUCUCUCCCCGACGCCCCCUCAAAACCUCGCCUCUUUGGUGGGCCAUCUUUUCUUCUCCUUUCCUCCAGCCUUUCUAGUUUGGCUUGGGUCCAGUGAAGUUUGGAGAGUUUUUCAUACUUUUCUUAUGUAGUCCCUUGUUUGUCAUAAUAAAUAAAUAAGGUGGGAUUGCCUCCUCCCCUGCAGAGUGGACAGUCCCGAACUCCUAGCUUUCAGCAUCACCGUAUUAUACAUAUUUGUUUAUCGUGCUCUGUUGUCAUGAGUCCCUGAAAUAAUUGCCAAAUGCAGCCACUGACAGGGACGGGUGCGAGGCUGGCUUUCAGAACACUUUCAGGUUUUCAAAUAAAGGGUUCAAGCAGCCCUCAAACCCGGAAGUGAGAAAUCUGAUUCAGACAGACUUUAAUCAGUGCUGAGGAUGUCCCUGCUUAUGCCCCUGCUCCCUCUAGGUUCCAGCAUAGGUGAUUCUAACGUAUGAUCUAGUUACCAUCGUCACUUCUUUUGAGGACGUUGAAAGUAGAGUAAUUUGUGUCUAUGUUUAAUCUUACCAACUACAUUGGAAGCCUGAGCUGGGCAAGGACCAAUAAUUUGACUUUGUAUUUUCUGUCUUGCUUUGUAUACUGGCUUGUACACAGUAG